Messenger RNA from Closterium sp. Naga37s-1, 1941 nucleotides. The record is from the annotation of a GenBank genome assembly. NCBI's taxonomy places the organism in Eukaryota, Viridiplantae, Streptophyta, Zygnematophyceae, Desmidiales, Closteriaceae.
AUGGCUGCUAAUGCUUCUACACUUCUUCUCGCCCUGAUUAUCCUCGCGACUAUCUUGCCGGUAGCGCUCACCACAGAGGACCAAGCGAGAGAUGACGACAGUCCUCAGCUUCCCGAUAUUCCGGACGGCGAUGACGGUGACAUUGUGAAUUUGAGCGAGGCGUCGUUUAACGAGGCACUGAGGCAGCACGAGUACGUUCUCGCGUUGCUGUACAACAGCUCGUGCCCGCGAUGCAAGAACUACAUGGUCCAGCUGCGCGAAGCGGCGGAGGCCCUGAAGGAGGCGGGCGGGGGGGUGUUGGUGGGCAAGGUGGACGCGCUGAAGCACGCGGGGGUGCUAGAGAAGGCGGUGGCGGAGGGCGCUGGGGACGACGGUGAGCCGCCGCUGUUCGUGUGGGCGGAGAAGGGCCGCCUGCAGCCGUGCGACGAGUUCCACAGCGAGGACGUGGUGGCGUGGGUGACGCGGAAGAGCGGGCGCAGCGUGGCCGUGCUGGACCCUGCAUCGCCCUCCGACCUGCCCUCUCUCGACUCGCUGCUCGACGACUCCGUCACUGCACUCGCCCUUGCCCUCGUGCAUGACACUCAGGGCGCGGCAGCAGCGGAGUUCAGAGGUGCAUCGAAGGACGUGGAGGGCGUGCGGUUCGCGCUCACCACGCACGCUGCAGUGGCCGCCGCGCUGGGCUGGCAGGGCGACGCUGCUGCUGCCCUGGCGAGCACAGGCGCGGAGGGGGGCGUGGUGGCCGUGCUCAAGAGUAGAACCGACACCUUCCUGCAGUUCGAGGGCGAGGUGACGCGCGGGGCGAUAGCGGAGUUCGUGCAUGGCAACAGGCUGCCCCUGUUUGUGCACAUGGACGAUGCUGCUGCUGAGCAGUUUGGGAAAAACACCAAGUGGCACAUCGUGAUCUUCUGCCCGCGCACCGCCUUCCCUCACUUUGAGGAGUCUCUCACUCCCCUCGCCAGGCAGCACGUGGGCAAGGUGUUCUUCAUGGUGGUGGACUCGAGUGAUGAGGACACAUCAGGCCAGCCAAUGGACUACUUUGGAAUCCGCGAGGGCGAGACGGCCGUGCUGGCUGUGGUCUCAUACACGGAGGAGGGCGAGCAUCACGAGACCAAGCACCGCCUCGCAGGGGAACCUACUCUUUCUAACAUGCAGGAGUUCAUAACAGCCUUCUUGGCAGGUGAACUGCCGCCCUACUACAAGUCCGACCCUGUCCCUGACCAGGUGCGUGGCCCCAUGGCCCGUGGGGCAGGUGUGUGUGGCAGGGAAGUUAUCAUGGUCAUGCAUCUGUGCUCACCAAUGCUUCCACUCCCCCCUUCCCUGUACGCAUGUGCGCCCGCCCUCCCACCUUCCUCCCCACGCCCUCUACCCCGCUACCCUGCUCUCGCGGGGCAGAACGAUGGGGUGGUGCGCACAGUGGUGGGCAGCACGUUCAACGAGAUUGUAAUGGAUGAUUCCAAGGACGUCAUGCUCAUGCUAAGCUUUUCAGACGAGUGCCCCUCAUGUGACGAGCUGCUGCCGCACUUCACGCGUCUGGCGGAGCGCCUGAGCGGCCGCCCCUCACUGCUCUUCGCUGCCAUGGACUAUGCCUCCAAUGAGGUGCCAGGGCUCGAGUGCGUGUGCGCCUCUCUGCUCAGUGCGUGUGCGCCUCUCUGCUCAGUGCGUGUGCGCCUCUCUGCUCAGUGCGUGUGCGCCUCUCUGCUCAGUGCGUGUGCGCCUCUCUGCUCAGUGCGUGUGCGCCUCUCUGCUCAGUGCGUGUGCGCCUCUCUGCUCAGUGCGUGUGCGCCUCUCUGCUCAGUGCGUGUGCGCCUCUCUGCUCAGCGCGACAGCGCUGACUGCUCCAUCCAGGUCAAUGCACCCUUGCUACUCUAUGCCCCCGCGCUGCUCGUCGCCACCACAGACUUGGCCUCAAACGAGGUGCCGGGCCUCGAGGUCAGUGCAUAA